AUGUAUCUCUAUCUUGGAGGUCGUGGAGAAGAUCAAUCUGACAUGUCACAUUCCCAUAUUCCAGUAUCAGGCGGCUGGAAUUUUGGUGGUAAAGGAGGCAAUGAUUAUCACAAUGAUCUAGGUGGUUCUUAUCCAACAGAAAGCGGGGCCGGUGGUGGUGGUGGAGUUGAUCUUCGCCUUGAAUAUUAUGAUAUCAAUCAAGACGAAAUUGAUGAAAAUCUUUUAAACAAAUCUCUAGAGAGUCGAAUAAUCGUCGCCGGAUCAGGAGGAGGCGGCUGCUCAGAAAGGGUUCUAGAUUGGGGAUUUAUGAGAGGAUUUCCGGGAGGAAAUAUUUCUGCCAUUUCAAAUGGUCUUUAUGUUUUCGGUGGAAAUCAAAUCCAAGGAUUAUUAGGGAAAGGAAUGAACGGAACUGACGGGCCCCACAAUGAGGGAGGUUCUGGUGGAUGCGGAAGUGGCUAUCAUGGCGGAUAUACCAGCUUUCCUCCAAGCACACGAGAUGGAAUUUUUUCUGUUGGCGGUUCUGGAGGAAGCUCAUUUAUCAGUGGCCAUUUUGGAUGCAUUAGUCCAUACUUUAAGAAUGAUACAGAACCAACUCCACUGAAUUCCUUCCAUGAGUCAGGUUUAUACUUUACAGAAACGGUCAUGAAGAGUGGCAAUGAAGACAUGCCUAGUCCAUACGAUGACUCUAUAAUCACAGGCCAUAUUGGCCACGGUGUCUGUCGUAUUACUAUUCUUCGUCCAAAAAUUUGCCCUUCGUUUAAUUUUUGUUUUUCAAUUCCUCUUUCCCUUUUAUUUGCACCUCUAGGUUUUUCAAUAAAAUCUUAA
Trichomonas vaginalis G3 is the source of this 825-nucleotide messenger RNA. RefSeq names its product glycine-rich protein family. The record is from RefSeq and is a predicted model, not a curated record. The transcript has a single exon. The coding region runs from base 1 to 825 and encodes 274 amino acids. NCBI's taxonomy places the organism in Eukaryota, Parabasalia, Trichomonadida, Trichomonadidae.